AUGUGGUGGAAUGUCAGCCCUUUUGCGGCGCCACUGAGGCGUGACCGGGCUCAUUCGCGAUUGACGCAUGCCCCCGCAGCCGUCGAAAGAGACCCUUGCACUGUUGCCAACAUGCUUUCGCAUCAACGCUGUCGCCCAGCUUCGUCCAACGCACUGGCACCCGAUAGCGCAACACCUCAGCGGCGGACCCGCACCGCCGACUUGCGUGCAGAGGCGGUGGUGCGACUUCUGCAUUUCAAUGCCACACCACCAGCCGCGUCUGCAAGAGCAUCACCUUCCGAGGAAUCCUACAAAGUACUCGUCCUAGACUCGUUCACGAGGAGCUUGCUGUCCCCACUCAUUCGCGUCGGAGACCUGCGCCGCCACGGCGUCACGCUGCACCUUCUCAUCGAUGCCGAGCGGCAGGCCAUCCCGGACGUCCCGGCGGUGUACCUAGUGCUGCCCACGGAGCAGAAUGUGCAGCGCAUCGUUCAGGACGCCGCCACUUCCACCUACAGCGAGGUCCACGUCAACUUCGUGUCGCACGCCACGCCGCAAGUGAUGCAGGCAAUGGCUGCCGCGGCCGUGCAGCACCGAUGCGUGGAGAAGAUCGCCAAGGUGUUCGACCAGUAUCUGUCCUUCGUGUCUCUCGAGCCCUCCUUCUUCUCCCUCGGAAUGCCAACAGCGUACGCCGACCUGCACGACCCCGCGGCGAAAGACGCCGACAUCGAGGCGUGCGCCACGUCCGUGGUGGACGGCCUCUUGUCGGUGCUGGCAACACUCAGUUGCGUGCCCUACAUCAAGACGCCCAAGGGCGGGGCGUCGGAGCACAUCGCGCGCUUGCUCGAGCAGCGUCUGCGCGAGCACAUCGAGCGCCGGACGGGGCUGUUCUCGGACGCCGCGGUCAUGGCCCACAACCGCCCGCUGCUGGUCCUGUUCGACCGCAACUUCGACCUCGCGACGGCCAUCCGCCACCCGUGGAACUAUGGACCGCUGGUGCACGACGCGCUCGGGCUCAAGCUGAACCGCCUGUCCGUGGCGGAGCCGGGCCAGGACGCGGGGGCCGCUGCGAAGCACACGUACGAGGUCGGGCACGACGACUUCUUCUGGGAGGCGAACGCGCACCAUCCGUUCCCGAAGGUGGCCGCGGAGGUGGAGGUCCAGCUGGACGCGUACAAGAAGGCGGUGGACCAGAUCAACGCCAAGGCGGCGAUGGGCAUGGAUCCCUUUGGCGACGGCGACAGCUCGCUGGAGGAGGCCACGAAGGGGCUCAUGUCCGCCGUGACGUCGCUCCCGGAGCUGACCGCGAAGAAGCGCACGCUCGACAAGCACACCAACAUCGCGACCGCGCUUCUGCGCGAGAUCAAGGACCGCAAGCUGGACCAGCUGCACAACAUGGAGGCCGACCUCAGCGCAGGCAAGGCGGACAUUCGCGCAGUGUCGAGCGCGCUGUCCACUGGAGUCGGCACCCCCGAGGACCGCCUGAGGCUCGUCCUGCUGUACCUCUUGACGGCGAAGCAGCUCCCGCCGUCGCAGGAGAUCGACGCGCUGCUGACGUACCUCACCGACCACGCAGACCUCCCCGCGGUGACCUACAUCCGCCGGAUGCUCACGAUCGGCGCCGUCGGACAGGCCACGAACCGGCCUGGUGCCCCCGCGGCAGGCAGCGCCCCGCCGGCCGCGCAGGGCAACCUCCUCUCGUGGGCCGACCGGACGUUUGGCGAGGGCCUGAGCAAGGUGACGCACCAAGUGCGGUCGCUCAUCUCCUCCUCGCGUCCCGAGGCCGUCCCGAUCGCGGUCGGGGGGCUCAUGGACGGCCGCCUCCCCGCCGACGCGGAGCAAGGCUACCUCGUGCUCGACCCGCGUGCCGCGCCUGGGAGCGCUGCAGGGGAGCGGGCGCGGGGGCCGUUCAACGACGCGAUCGUGUUCAUGAUCGGCGGCGGGAGCUACGCGGAGUUCGAGGCCGUGAGGGAGCUGGAGGGCGACGCGGGGAAGGUGCAGCGCCGGCGGGUGCUGUAUGGGUGCACGGAGGUGCUGGCUGGGCAGGAACUGGUGUCGCAGUUGGCUACCCUGGGCAGGAAGAUGGCCUGA
Messenger RNA from Pedinophyceae sp. YPF-701, 2070 nucleotides. The record is from the annotation of a GenBank genome assembly. NCBI's taxonomy places the organism in Eukaryota, Viridiplantae, Chlorophyta, Pedinophyceae.